AUUCUCCAGCUGACAAUGUUGACAAGUUUACAAAAUACACGAAAGAAAUGCAAAAACAAUAACUAAAAAUGGCCCUCAGUUAUCUUGCAGAGAGCGAAGCGCCGCGAGAUUUCAAAGUUUCAUCUACGGAGAGUGACGGACAUUACAAGAAAUGUGUUUUGUGUUAUACAGUUAAGAAAAACUUCUAUUGCGCCGAAUGUGUCAGGAAUGGAAACUUUGUACAUUCUUCGAUGCCUUACUCGGACAGAUUUGCUGAAAAACAAGCUAAACUGAUGCGUUUAAAACUAAACAGACAACAUGUACUGGACAGAUGUGAAAAAUUGUUAGGACCAAAGCUUAGAAAAGACAUUCUGCUCACAGAGAAUAAGUUGUCACGGGACAAGUUGGACCUUGUACGGCUUGCCAUUGAGCAGCGGAGAAGUAUUAUAGAGGCCAAGAGAAAAGAGUUGACCGAGUUGAAAAAUCACAAUAAUGAACUGCGACUCAAACUGCCGAGAUAUCAGAAAAGAGUAGCCAGUCUCGGGAAACAUGCUCAAAAUCAACAUAUAGAACUUCAGAACAAAAUCAGUAUUUACAAUGACCAAGCUCAAGAUCUUGCAGCACUGAGGAGAUCUAGAAUACGGCAAUUUACUAAAUACAUAUUUCCUGUUUACUUAAGCUAUGACCCAAGUGACAGCAUAGAAGAUCUCGAGUUCCUGGGCGAGGACUCGGAGGAGGAGCCUCCGCGGAGACCACAGCUGCACAUCGGUGCGCCCUGGAUCGAUGCCGACGGCGACUGCUCGCAUAUACAAGCCUGGGGUACCACUCAUUAAUGCAUCUGUUUCAAGU
Messenger RNA from Papilio machaon (common yellow swallowtail), 828 nucleotides. It is a transcript of the gene Atg14, whose product is annotated as beclin 1-associated autophagy-related key regulator. The record is from RefSeq and is a predicted model, not a curated record. Bases 69 to 812 code for a protein of 247 amino acids. Gene Ontology annotation, biological process: cellular response to starvation; mitophagy; autophagosome assembly. NCBI's taxonomy places the organism in Eukaryota, Metazoa, Arthropoda, Insecta, Lepidoptera, Papilionidae. Gene Ontology annotation, cellular component: extrinsic component of omegasome membrane; mitochondria-associated endoplasmic reticulum membrane contact site; extrinsic component of phagophore assembly site membrane. The transcript is spliced from 3 exons.